AUGGUGCAGAAAAGUAUGAAUUCAGCUGUUAGAGCUGUGGUCAGAAUGGGAAAAUAUCUAGGCUGUAGUGUUUAUUUCAUUAAAGAGGGCUAUCAAGGAAUGGUAGAUGGAGGUAACAAUAUUCAACUGGCUCACUGGUCUAGUGUUUCCGGCAUCAUGCAAUUGGGAGGUACGGUAAUUGGUAGUGCUAGAUGUAAAGAUUUUCGAGAAAGAGAGGGUCGUGUUAAAGCAGCCCAUAAUCUUAUUAAAAAUAACAUCACUAACCUGGUGGUAAUUGGUGGAGAUGGUAGUUUAACUGGUGCUAACCUGUUCCGACAGGAAUGGUCCAGUUUAUUAGAGGAACUUCAUUCUAGAGGAAUGAUCUCAAUGGAAGAAAGAAUCGGAUGUCAGGAUCUGAAUAUCGCAGGAUUAGUUGGUUCCAUUGACAAUGAUUUCUGUGGAACUGACAUGACUAUUGGUACCGACUCGGCAUUGCAUCGUAUCAUAGAAUCCGUUGACGCCAUUACAACUACUGCUUCAAGUCAUCAGAGAGCUUUUGUUUUAGAAGUUAUGGGUAGACAUUGUGGGUAUUUGGCUCUGGUAGCUUCGUUGGCAUGUGAGGCUGAUUGGGUUUUUAUUCCGGAAUGGCCGCCAGAGGCUGGAUGGCAGGAAACACUUUGUAAAAAACUCAACACGGAAAGAGGUUUGGGUCAAAGGUUAAAUAUAGUAUUGGUUGCCGAGGGUGCCAUAGAUCGUGAAGGAAAUGCCAUUACAGCUAGCAUGGUCAAAGACAUUUUAACCGAGCAGAAAAUAGAUACAAGAAUCACAGUGCUGGGUCACGUACAGAGAGGUGGUAGUCCAUCUGCUUUUGACAGAGUUUUGGGAGCCAGAAUGGGAGCUGAAGCAGUCUUAGCUCUGAUGGAUGCCAAUCCAGAAACGCCGGCAUGUGUCGUUUCCUUGGAGGGAAACCAGACUGUUCGAGUUCCACUUAUGAAAUGUGUCGAGAGGACGCAAGCCGUGCAGCAUGCCAUGAACGAAGGGAAUUUUGAAGAGGCUGUUAGACUCAGAGGAAAGAGUUUCCAGAAUAAUUUAAGUGUUUAUCGUCUGCUCAGUAAAUUGCGACCCCCGUCCUCUGCCUGUAAUGUAGAGGGCACUAGUUGUAAGACAGCACGUAAUGUAGCUGUGAUGAAUAUUGGUGCUCCAGCCUGUGGUAUGAACGCAGCCAUUCGUGCAUUUGUUCGUUUGACUUUAACCAAAGGCUUCAGAGUUUUGGGUAUUCAGGACAGUUUUGAUGGUUUAUUAAAAGGCAGGGUAGCGCCAAUGUCUUGGACUGAGGUUCAUGGUUGGGCAGGAAAAGGAGGUUCUUAUCUUGGCACCAGAAAACAAUUAGCUGAAGAAGCUGGGUUGGGAAAAAUCGCGCACAAACUUCAAGAACAUAAAAUAGAAGGCUUGUGUAUUAUUGGUGGAUUUGAGGCGUUCCACAGUUGUCUACAGAUAGCUCAAGCUCGAGAUAGGUACCCAGCAUUCUGUAUACCUAUAACAGUUGUACCUUGUACUAUUAGUAAUAAUAUCCCUGGUUCGGACUUCUCCUUAGGGGCUGAUACGGCCCUCAAUGAAAUUACUGAUAUUUGUGAUAGAAUUAAACAAUCUGCCACUGGAACCAAACGUCGGGUCUUCAUAGUGGAGACAAUGGGAGGAUUCUGUGGUUACCUAGCAACACUAGCUGGUCUGGCUGGAGGAGCAGACGCAGCCUAUAUAUAUGAAGAAAAACAUGGCAUCUUAGACUUAAAGACGGACGUGUUCCAUAUGAAAGACAAGAUUACAAACGCUGGUGUCCAGAGAGGCCUCAUUCUUCAAAAUGAAUGUGCCAAUGAGAACUACACAUCUGAUUUUAUUUAUCGUUUGUUUUCCGAGGAAGGCAAGGGCGUUUUUACCUGUCGUCUGAAUGUUUUGGGUCACAUGCAACAGGGAGGAGUUCCCACCCCUUACGACAGAAACUACGGAACCAAAAUGGCUGCCAAGGCUGUGAACUGGCUUAUCGAUCAAAUUGAAGCUAACACCAAAGAAGACGGUCGUGUGUUUACUGAUAAUCCAGGUACGGCUACUCUUCUUGGAAUGGCCAAACGAUUCUUAUUAUUCACAUCUGUACAGUCAUUGGCCAUUGCCACUGAUUUCAAUAAGAGAAUUCCCGUAGAUCAAUGGUGGUUGAAACUCCGCCCACUUUUAAGAAUCAUGGCACGCCAUACUGUAUCAAAUAUUCAAAUGGAGGCUGAAGAAACAACACUUGAAGAUAUUGAAGAGCAUCACGAUAAAUACGUUGGUUGAUUUUACACGCUACCAAAGAAAUACAUUGACUGAUUUUACACGCUACCAACAGGGUGAUCGUUGUUAUGGAAACAGUUUUUCGUUUCUUCCCAUUUUUCUGUUGUGUUUGGUUUAACUUGUGAUAUUAACAUAUUAAUAUGUAAACAAACAUUUAUAGCAUUGAAAUCCACGUCCUGAUUUUACACGUUCUGCAAAUAGGGUUGCAUUCUCGUGUUAGUGAUUUUUUCCCCAAAAA
Lottia gigantea (owl limpet) is the source of this 2539-nucleotide messenger RNA. RefSeq lists its product as hypothetical. Gene Ontology annotation, biological process: fructose 6-phosphate metabolic process; fructose 1,6-bisphosphate metabolic process; canonical glycolysis. Gene Ontology annotation, molecular function: fructose-6-phosphate binding; identical protein binding; AMP binding. Gene Ontology annotation, cellular component: cytoplasm; 6-phosphofructokinase complex. The record is from RefSeq and is a predicted model, not a curated record. The coding region runs from base 1 to 2304 and encodes 767 amino acids. The transcript is spliced from 21 exons. NCBI's taxonomy places the organism in Eukaryota, Metazoa, Mollusca, Gastropoda, Lottiidae.